AAUACCCUCGUGCGCGGGUUCUCUCGCAAGCUAAAAGGUUUUCUCGCUGGGCUUGAUUCAAUCUUUCAUCAGGCAUGGCGGUUCUUGCUCUUCCAUUGGUGACUGCGAUUUUUAGACCUCGUAAUCGCCGUUUCUCUUUUUUCAUCGCCGCCGUGCCGUCCGCGCAUCUCCUCCCAUGCCGGCGUUUUUUCUCCCGGAAUCACUCUAUCUCGGCUCUGAACACCCAUUCAGCGUCCCACAAGAACUCAGCUGGCCCCGGUUCUGAGAAUCAAAAGAAGUCACACGUCCCCACUUUUCAACAAGCCAUUCAGCGCCUCCAGGAGUAUUGGGCUUCUCUAGGAUGUGCUGUGAUGCAAUGCAGCAAUACUGAGGUUGGAGCAGGGACAAUGAAUCCUCUGACAUUUUUGAGGGUCCUUGGUCCAGAACCAUGGAAUGUUGCUUAUGUGGAGCCUAGCAUUCGGCCGGAUGAUAGCCGUUAUGGUGAAAAUCCUAAUAGGCUUCAAAGGCACACUCAGUUUCAGGUUAUAUUGAAGCCUGAUCCUGGAAAUCCGCAGGACCUUUUUAUACAGAGUUUGUCAGCUCUAGGAAUAAAUGUUAAUGAGCACGACAUUCGCUUUGUUGAGGACAAUUGGGAGAGCCCGGUAAGUUAGUCUCUUCAUGCACAUGUCCUGUAAGAUGUAUGUUUGCAUGAAUGCCAAUUACAAGUACAUUUCAUCAUUUUUAUGUAAUGGACUGCUCAUCCAUUUUCUGAUUUAGUAUAGCUGACGCUGAACAGUUCAAAGCCCUCUUCAUACUUCACAUUCACCAGUUUUAGUUGGUUUGCUUAUUUCCAGAAAUUUGAGUUGAAUGUAACUGAAUUAUUAUAAUAUUAUCACUUGGUACAUUACAAACUGUUAAUUAUAAUGCAUUGCUGGCUGUCUUCUAUUUGAUUUGGUGUACUGCUAGGUGCUUGGUGCCUGGGGGUUGGGUUGGGAAGUCUGGAUGGAUGGGAUGGAAAUUACUCAAUUCACCUACUUUCAGCAGGCUGGAAGUAUUCAGUUGAAGCCAGUAUCUAUUGAAAUUACUUAUGGCCUUGAGCGUAUUCUUAUGUCACUUCAGGGAGUUGAUCAUUUCAAAGAUAUUCAGUAUGCUGAUGGGAUAACAUAUGGAGAAGUUUUCCUGGAAAAUGAGAAGGAAAUGAGUGCAUACUAUCUGGAGCAUGCUACUGUGGAUCAUAUUCAAAAGCAUUUUGAUUUAUUUGAAGCAGAAGCUCGAUGCUUGCUUGAUUUAGGCCUUCCCAUACCUGCGUAUGAUCAGGUAUUAAAGACAUCCCAUGCUUUUAAUGUACUCGACUCUAGAGGUUUUGUUGGAGUUACAGAACGUGCUCGAUAUUUUGGCAGGAUGCGUAGUUUAGCUCGGUAUUGUGCACAACUUUGGUUAAAGACAAGGGAGAGUCUUGGCUACCCACUUGGUGCGAUAUCUUACCCAAAGCAUCUUAUUAUUCCAAGAGAACCCCUGAAGGAAGCAGGACAGGUGCCUAAUGAGAAACGCUUCUUUGUUCUUGAGAUUGGGACAGAAGAGCUGCCCCCUAAUGAUUUAGUUGAUGCUUGCAAGCAACUCAAAGAUCUAGUCAUUCAGUUAUUGGAUAAACAUAGAUUGACUCAUGGCGAAGUGCAAACAUAUAGCACACCACGUAGACUUGUGGUUGGUGUCCAAAACAUGAAUUCUAAGCAAGAAGAGGUUGAGACUGAGGUUCGGGGACCUCCAGUUUCCAGGGCAUUUGAUAACCAAGGAAAUCCGACAAAGGCUGCUGAAGGUUUUUGCCGUAGUAACAAUGUCCCCAUAGAGUCCAUGUACAAACGACGUGAAGGUAAAACAGAAUACAUCUAUGUUCGUGUAGUGGAGAAUGCUCGGCUUGCUCUAGAGGUUCUAUCUGAAGAGCUACCGGGAGCAAUAGCGAGGAUAUCAUUCCCAAAGAUGAUGCAUUGGAACUCUGAUGCUCUCUUUAGCAGGCCUAUCCGUUGGAUUUUGGCCCUUCACGGAGGUGUUCUAGUUCCCCUUACAUUUGCUGGUAUUGUGAGUGGAAAUGUGUCUCACGUUCUGCGUAAUACUGCAUCAGCUACUGUAAAGGUUGUAGAUGCAGAAUCUUAUGUUGAUGUGAUGGAACAUGCCGGUAUUUUUGUUGAUGUUGAGCAACGCAAGAAUUUUAUAAUGGAGCAGUCUAAUGUUCUUGCGAGGAGUGUAAAUGGUUUUCCUAUUAUGCAGACUGAUUUACUUGAUGAGGUUGUAAAUCUUGUUGAGGCACCUGCACCAGUACUUGGAAAAUUUAAGGACACUUUCCUAGAACUUCCAAAAGAACUACUGAUGAUGGUCAUGCAGAAACACCAGAAAUACUUUGCAAUGACUAAUGAGAAUGGGGAUCUGUUGCCUUACUUCAUUGCAGUUGCAAAUGGUGCGAUUAAUGAAAUGGCAGUGAGGAAAGGAAAUGAAGCUGUACUCAGAGCUCGGUUUGAAGAUGCAAAGUUUUUCUACAAGUUGGAUACGAGUAAAAAGUUUUCUGAAUUCCGAACUCAACUAAAUGGGAUACUUUUCCAUGAAAAACUAGGAACAAUGCUAGAUAAGAUGAUGCGUGUUGAGCAAAUGGUUGGUGAAGUUAGCUUGUCUCUGGAUGUAAAUGAAGAAACUCUCAAAGUUAUCCAAGAUGCAGCAUCAUUGGCCAUGUCAGAUCUCGCUACAGCAGUUGUUACUGAGUUCACUUCCCUCUCAGGGACAAUGUCGCGUCACUAUGCUCUUAGAGAUGGCUAUCCAGAGCAGGUUGCAGAAGCGUUAUUUGAGAUUACACUUCCACGGUUUUCAGGAGAUGUAACCCCGAAAACUGUUCCCGGGACAGUAUUAGCAAUUGCUGACAGGUUGGACAGCCUUGUUGGCUUGUUUGCUGCUGGUUGUCAACAAAGCUCCACUAAUGAUCCCUUUGGCUUGCGCAGGAUUGCUUAUGGUCUUGUGCAACUUUUGGUUGAAACUGACAAAAAAGUGGAUUUAAGACAAUCUUUGCAACUUGCUGCUGCUGGUCAGCCUAUAAAAGUACAUGCGAGGACAGUUGAUGAUGUGCAUCAGUUUGUGACCCGAAGAUUAGAACAAUAUCUGAUGGAUAAAGGUAUAGGCCCUGAAAUAGUUAGAUCUGUUCUUGUGGAGCGUGCAAACUGGCCUCAUUUGGCAACCAAGUCUGCACAAAAAAUGCAACACUUGUCAAAAGGUGAACUUGUGGCCAGGGUUGUGGAAGUAUAUUCUCGUCCAACGAGAAUUGUGCGUGGCAAGGAUGUGAAUGCUGAUGGGGAGGUGGACGAAACAUCUUUUGAAACAAAUGAAGAACAUCUCCUAUGGAACACUUUCUUGUCAUUAAGAAGCAUUAUUCAUCCUGAUAUGGAAGUGGAUCAAUUUUUUGAAGCAUCUCUCGAACUCGUAGAACCCCUUGACAUUUUCUUCAAUCACGUAUUUGUAAUGGUGGAAGACGAAAGAAUCAGAAACAAUAGGCUUGUCAUGCUCAAGAAGAUUGCAUGCCUACCACUCGGAAUUGUAGACCUGUCUGUCUUACCCGGAUUUUGAUUGCUUAAUAAACCCUAAAUGGUGCAUGAAGGGACCAUGCUACAGUCACACCACGGAUGACACCGCCACAAAAAAUGAUUGUCUCUACAUUUCACAAGGUUCAAGUAGAGCAUUUUCCUACGUGAAAUUAGCAGACAUUUUUCAUGGAGAAAAUUGUUCUCCUUAAAAGCUACGUGAAGCCAUUGGUAUUUACACAGUUUUGUGUGCAUGGGUUACAUCCCUUUGUUCUCUUUAACAGUUUAACUUGUUCAUGGUUACUAUUUAAAAAUAGAGAGUUGUAUAUUGGCACAUUUCAAUUCUGUGUGUUCUGGUUGAGUUGUUUGACAAACCAACGAGAUUUGGGUUAGUUCAGGUUCUGCUUUUGAGCUGGUAUCAAAAUUAGAACUAGGAUUGCUAUGUUGAAGAACCUGAUCCGAAAUCAAAAUCUGUUGGUGUG
This is a messenger RNA of Cuscuta campestris, 4018 nucleotides long. The record is from the annotation of a GenBank genome assembly. NCBI's taxonomy places the organism in Eukaryota, Viridiplantae, Streptophyta, Magnoliopsida, Solanales, Convolvulaceae.